UCCCCUUCUUCUCUCAUUGCAUUCACCCGCUCACACACACACACUCACUCUCUCACACUCUCCUCCUUGUUGCUCCUCUUGUGCUGCAGACAUGGCCCAGACUUUUGUUGGCACCUGGAACCUCAAAUCCAGCGAGAACUUUGACGAGUACAUGAAGCAGCUGGGUGUUGGUUUCGCCACCCGCAAGGUGGGCAACCUGACCAAGCCCACCACCAUCAUCUCUGUGGAGGGCGACAAGGUGACGGUGAAGACGCAGAGCACCAUCAAGAACACAGAACUCUCCUUCAAGCUGGGGGAGGAGUUUGAAGAGACCACCGCCGAUGACAGGAAGGUCAAGUCCAUAGUGACCAUAGACGGGGGCAAGAUGGUGCACAUCCAGCGGUGGGACGGCAAGGAGACCAGCCUGGUGCGAGAGGUCAACGGCAACGCCCUGACACUGACGCUGACGAUGGGCGACGUGAUUUGCACACGUUCCUACGAGAAGGCGGAGUGAAGGACGCCCUGAAGUUCUUGACCAGUCAGCAUUUCUUGUGACCCCCCCCCCCCCUCCUCACAUCUACUGUAAAAACACUGAUUAGUAAAUUCAAUUGUUUUCUUUGUUUGCCGCACUAAAUGUGUUGAAGAGAAAUAAUGUUACAACUUUGGGAAUUUAAUAAACCGAUAUCCCACA
This is a messenger RNA of Nerophis ophidion (straightnose pipefish), 670 nucleotides long. It is a transcript of the gene fabp3, whose product is annotated as fatty acid binding protein 3, muscle and heart. Bases 92 to 493 code for a protein of 133 amino acids. Gene Ontology annotation, biological process: fatty acid transport. Gene Ontology annotation, cellular component: nucleus; cytosol. Gene Ontology annotation, molecular function: fatty acid binding. The record is from RefSeq and is a predicted model, not a curated record. The transcript is spliced from 4 exons. NCBI's taxonomy places the organism in Eukaryota, Metazoa, Chordata, Actinopteri, Syngnathiformes, Syngnathidae.